GUCCUCUCUGCCCGAACCGCGUCUCUAUGGCGGCCGCGAAAGCCCAUUAAGGCGCAGAGCGACAUGAACGCGGAUGCUGGCGGCCACAGCGGCGCUGCGGUCCCUGCGCGGUCUCGAGAGGGCAGUCCCGUGGCGGCUGACUUCGUCCCGUCGGCGCUGGGGACACGAGAGCAUUGGGAUGCUGUUUAUGAGAGAGAACUGAGAACAUUCCAAGAAUAUGGAGAUACAGGAGAAAUCUGGUUUGGGGAAGAGAGUAUGAACCGACUAAUAAGGUGGAUGCAGAAACACAAGAUCCCAUCGGAUGCCUCAGUGCUUGAUAUUGGAACUGGAAAUGGUGUUUUCCUGGUUGAGCUUGUAGAAGACUUUUUGAGUCUUUCCACAAAGCUGUCUGGAUUUCAUGUUUGUGUUGACAAAGGAACUUUUGAUGCCAUAAGUCUUAAUCCUGACAAUGCAGUUGAGAAGAGGAAGCAAUAUGUGAAGUCUCUCUCCAGGGUGUUGGAAGUAAAAGGCUUUUUUCUAAUAACCUCAUGUAAUUGGACCAAGGCAGAGUUGCUAGAUGUGUUCAGUGAAGGAUUUGAACUUUUUGAAGAGCUGCCAACACCCAAGUUCAGCUUUGGAGGUAGAUCUGGAAAUACUGUAGCAGCUUUGGUUUUUCAAAAAAGUGAGACUUUCUUGGACAAAGUCAGUUAGCUUUCUAGAAGAAACUGUACCACAAAGCCUGAUACAGAAGAAGCAAGUGCAAAUAGUGCUUAGUAAGUACCCAGGCUGCACAGACUGAGUACAGAUAAUGGGGUGGUGGGAAACCACAUGUAUGGUCAUCAGCAUUUAGAUAUCAAGUAAGAAUAAUAUAAAAUUUUAUUUUGUAUUUGACAUAAGUAUUCUUGUGUUUUAUGGCAGUUUUCUGUAACUAUUAAUCAGUUGAAAGCCUCAAGGCAGUAAAUGAAUUUACAGAAAGCCUCUAUUCUUGUUUUUUGUGCCUUGGUAAAAGUUGAAUUGAAAAUGACAGUUUAUGAAGACUCGAUCAACCUGUUUCAAGGACAGAGUAGUUAUAAGUUUCUUUAUGCUUUACAGAGUAUAUAGUAUGAUAAGCACCAUUUUGUGUUGGUAGCUGGGAGACCUCCCUGAUUGCCAUGUUAUUAAGCAAAAUCAGAGAAGCUGAUGAAGUAUUUUUAUUUAUUUAUUUGUUUGUUUGAUUCUGAGACAGUGUCUCACUAUGUAGCCCUCAUUGGCCUGGAACUCAGAGAUUCAUCUGCCUUUGCCUCUCCAGGUGUGCACCACCACACUGGUAACUCUAGUCUUUACCCUGUGAAGGAUAAAUGGGUAGUUUAGGAAAAAAGAAUUAAGGAAUAUUGCUAAAUGCUUAGUCAAGUGUUAACUAAUGGUGUUUUAUUAAAUCAUUGAGUCCUCCUGUAUUUUCUCAAAGUAGUACUUGUUUAUGUAUAGAAGAACUACAGCUGACAGUGAAGACGUUUUUUGCAAGACCAGAUAGUACCAGGAGAAGUCAAAAUUCUUAGUUGGGUCUGAUAGACUCUAGAACCCUUCUUCUAACAUGGUCUACCUCACAGGUGCCAAAUCUAUCUUUAUAGCAUCAAAUUCAGUGCUAUAUAUAAAAUUCAGGUGGGCACUUACUUUAGGAGCUAUAUAGCCCUUUGUUAGUGUUGAUCACUAACAACUAAAUGGCUAGUGCUAGUCUGUGGACUUUGAGAAUAUUGAGUCAGCCACCUGAGUUUCAUGACAUUCAUUAUUACUUUUACUAUCUCUCUGUUUUGAAAGACUGUCCUUUACCAGGAACUGAAUUUUAAGUAAGACAUGACACACCUAUAAUCUUAGCAUUCAGGAGGCUGAAGUAGGAGGAGGAACUGGAGUUAAAAGCUUGGGCUAUGCAGUGAAACCCCCUUUCCAAAAAAAAAAAAAAAAAGUUGGGGAAAUUGCCAAGUAAACAUGAAGACCUGAGUUCAGUUCCCUAGCACCUGUAUAUAGCGCUGUUCAUAGCAGCAUGUGCUCAUAAUCUCAGUGCUCCUGAUCAGAGACAAGAGGAUUCCCUGAGGCUUGAUGGUCAGGCACCUAGCUGUGGAUCACUUGGCUCCAGGUUCACUGAAAGUCUGUCUCAAAAAAUAAAGUUGAGAGCAAUUGAGAAGGAUGCAUUGUUGUUUUGCAUUCGAUACAGUGGCUAGUGGCUGCACCUAAAGCAACUGCUGUCCCAACUGGCAUUUGCAACUUGGCAGCUACCAGUAGAGGUUUGGUCAUAUGGGCUGCAGCCAGGCUGGAAUUCUCUUUCCUCAGGCACCAGCUCUAUCACAACUGCUAAAGGAAACUUUGUCUAAAUUUCUAUCUUUCUGUAGAACUCAGGAUUCAAAGUUUGGGAGAAAUUCUGCUCGCUCAGAGAGGCUGAAUAGCAAGUAGUUAAACUCUCCUUGCUUGUGUCUCCUGAAAAAAAGUCUAUCCUUCUGCUCAGCCCUCACUAAAGAACCCUCGCUAUGCUUAGUUCCUCCCUACCUCUUCCUGUCAACUAGUUGCUAACUCAGCCUCCUGACCCCAGGUUAAUUUUAUUUAAUCAAGCAAAUGUAACACAUCUUUGCAUCAUUAACAAAGGCAGCAGAAACAAGUUAACACACCUUUACACAAUUAAAAUAAUAUUCCACAAUAAUACCUAAAGACAUUUGGCUUUUAUACACAUCUGUGUGCAGUGCACACCUGUGCAAACAAAAGAAAAGUGAAAACUGAAUUUUGUCAUUGAUCUUUCUGUGGAAGAGGGUUGUCAGUUGUAUGAAUUUUAAGGAAGAGAGAGAGAGACAAGGUGCUCUAUGAGCUGGUUUAUCUGGAGGGCAUUUAUAUAUUUGAAAAGGUAAAGUGUAUCUUUUAUUUGUAUCUAAUAUUUAAGUAAACUGUAUUUGGGACCAUA
Molecule: messenger RNA, 2902 nt
Organism: Mesocricetus auratus (golden hamster)
Lineage: Eukaryota; Metazoa; Chordata; Mammalia; Rodentia; Cricetidae
Gene: Eef1akmt2
Product: EEF1A lysine methyltransferase 2
Exons: 5
Coding region: 64-690 (208 amino acids)
Biological process (GO): peptidyl-lysine dimethylation; peptidyl-lysine monomethylation
Cellular component (GO): cytoplasm
Molecular function (GO): protein-lysine N-methyltransferase activity
Source: RefSeq, a predicted model, not a curated record